Molecule: messenger RNA, 1558 nt
Organism: Synchiropus splendidus (mandarinfish)
Lineage: Eukaryota; Metazoa; Chordata; Actinopteri; Syngnathiformes; Callionymidae
Product: E3 ubiquitin-protein ligase ARIH2-like
Exons: 5
Coding region: 684-1529 (281 amino acids)
Source: RefSeq, a predicted model, not a curated record
AACCCUUUUCUCGUGUCAUCCGGUCAAGAAAUGUGGGACACCGUCAGUAUGAGAGUGAAUGCCACUAGUGCUUUGUUUUCACUUUAUUAUUGCGCAAUUUCAAACCCACACGCAACAUGGACAGUUUUGCUUUCAUUUACAGGAAUGACCGAGACACUGAAUGUCAGACAUGCACUUCAGUUGACAGGUGUGUCCCACAAAAGAAUGUUUUGCAGUGCAUCAGUUCUGCAUGUCUGACAGCAUGUUGUUAUAUGACGCGAACUUGACAUCAACGAGUGUAUGUGCUGGGGAGGAACCAGAUCCAGAGUUACUGCUGUGUAAUACCAGACCUACGAAGUCAUGCGACGCCCUUUGUUUCAUGGUUUACCACCGCGAAAGAUCAUUCUCUCGCUCUCGGGAGUUCACACUGAUCACGUAGAAAAAAGCAUUUAGGGCCACCGUAACUUCAAGAUCUUACACGGUAAAUACACACGUACUCAUAUAUAUUGACUAGAUAAGAGCGAAACACAGGAGCAGGAAGUUGCUAAACUAAAUCAGUAAAAAGGAUAUGGAAUGCUGUCAGAUUAAAAUAACCAGGAACAGCAGCUGCACUUUCGUUUUCAGUGUCUCUCCUCUGGGUUCAGUGGUGUAAAGCUGGAUCAGCAAUCUGCUGGCUCCACGGGGUCGAACUGAGAUCGGACAAAAUGGGCUCCUGGAAUUCUACGCCAGCUACUGCAACAACUACGACCACUGCCCAGCACAAGACCGCUGCAGUGGAGAAAUGCUACGACCCGAAAGACCCCAACCUGAAGUUUGUGGAGCGAGAGGACGAGAUGGACGUCUUGUGUGUCGGCUACAAGUCUCCGAGAGCGCUGAUGUCCUGCGGUCACUCCGUCACCCCCAUGUCACUCACAAGUUACUGCCGUCAUUUAUUGGAAGAGGGGCGCAGCAAGUUUGUGUGUGCUGUGUGUGAGGAAGAAUGGUCCUUCCAGGAGGUUCAGAAAAUGGCUCUUCUAACUCCUCAAGAGGCUGAUGACUUUGAGAAGAUGAUGUGGGAAAACUAUAAAGAGGAAUUUGAAGUCAAAUCUUGUCCAGGCUGCAAGUCUUCUUUCCUGAGAACCAACCUCAACGACCUCAGUGUCAAAUGCACAGUUUGCAGUGCUGGUAGAGUUGGCAUUUACAUCUUCUGCUGGCAGUGUUUGAGGGAGUGGAGAGGUCCAGCUCCUCGAGCAGACUGUUGUGACAAUGAAGGUUGCAACAAAACAGUACUGGAGACACUGAAGAACUGUACAAACAUUGUCUUUCAAAGUCCAGGCUUGGAUAACAUCACCAAUUGCCCCUCAGUACGAGCCUGUCCCAAAUGUGGUGUCCUGGUUGAGCACAACAAAUCCGGAUGCAAGUAUGUCGUCUGCCGCCGUUGUAAAGCAAAAUUCUGCUUCAUUUGCUUGAAGAUGGAAAAGGACUGUUACAGGCGAUUUAGCUGGUUUGAUCCCUGCAGUGACGGUGUGGCUCCCAGACAAACUUCCAUUCCUGGUCGACGGCCUGUUUGAAGGCAGCACGUAUACAAUGGCUACAUUUG